Messenger RNA from Suhomyces tanzawaensis NRRL Y-17324, 1413 nucleotides. RefSeq names its product Spl1p (gene SPL1). The record is from RefSeq and is a predicted model, not a curated record. NCBI's taxonomy places the organism in Eukaryota, Fungi, Ascomycota, Pichiomycetes, Serinales, Debaryomycetaceae. Gene Ontology annotation, molecular function: pyridoxal phosphate binding; cysteine desulfurase activity. Gene Ontology annotation, cellular component: cytosol; nucleus; mitochondrion. The transcript is spliced from 2 exons. Gene Ontology annotation, biological process: [2Fe-2S] cluster assembly. Bases 1 to 1413 code for a protein of 470 amino acids.
AUGAAAUCACUCGCCAGGUUCGGAACGGGACUCUCCAGAGCAGCCACCUGCUCCUUGGCCCGUGCCACCACGGUACGGGCGUUGGCCACCACCGCCACCUCCGUCCACACCUCCAGCCCCAGCGCAGAACCAGUGGUGACUCCUCCCGAAGGUUCCACCAUCUCGUUGAAGAGCGCCUCCCGCGACGAGUCCAAGUUCGGUACCCGUCCCAUCUACUUGGACGUGCAAGCCACCUCACCAACUGACCCCAGAGUGGUCGACAAGAUGUUGGAAUUCUACACGGGAAUGUACGGAAACCCCCACUCCUCCACCCACGCCUACGGGUGGGAAACCGACAAGGAGGUUGAGAAGGCUAGAGAGUACAUCGCAGCCGGCAUCAAGGCCGACCCCAAGGAGAUUAUCUUCACGUCAGGUGCCACCGAGUCCAACAACAUGGCCAUCAAGGGUGUGCCUCGUUUCUACAAGAAGACCAAGAAGCACAUCAUCACUACCCAGACCGAGCACAAGUGUGUGUUGGACUCCGCCAGACACAUGCAAGACGAGGGCUUUGACGUGACCUACUUGCCAGUCAACGAGCAGGGGUUGAUCAGCCUCGACGACUUGAAGAACGCCAUCCGUAAGGAUACCAUCUUGGUGUCGGUGAUGGCUGUCAACAACGAGAUCGGAGUCAUCCAGCCCUUGAAGGAAAUCGGCCAGAUCUGCCGUGACAACAAGAUCUUCUUCCACACUGACGCCGCCCAGGCCUACGGCAAGAUCGACAUCGACGUCAACGCCAUGAACAUCGACUUGUUAUCGAUCUCGUCCCACAAGAUCUACGGCCCCAUGGGAAUCGGUGCCAUCUACAUUAGAAGACGUCCCAGAGUCAGAUUGGACCCCAUCAUCACCGGUGGAGGCCAGGAAAGAGGAUUGAGAUCGGGAACCUUGGCUCCUCCCUUGGUUGCCGGCUUCGGUGAGGCCGCCAGACUCAUGCAAACCGAAUUGGAAUUCGACAAAGCCCACAUCACCAAGCUCUCGGAGAAGUUGAGAGCCGGUUUAUUGUCGAUUCCAUCCACUCAGCUCAACGGCUCGCACGACCCCAACUCGCAGUACCCCGGAUGUGUCAACAUCUCGUUCGCGUACAUCGAGGGAGAGUCGUUGUUGAUGGCGUUGAAGGACAUCGCUUUGUCUUCAGGCUCUGCGUGCACUUCGGCCUCGUUGGAGCCCUCGUACGUGUUGCACGCCUUGGGGGCCGACGACGCGUUGGCCCACUCUUCCAUCAGAUUUGGCAUUGGUAGAUUCACCACCGAGGCAGAGAUCGAUUACGUCAUCAACGCCAUCAACGAGCGGGUCGACUUCUUGAGAAAGAUGUCGCCGUUAUGGGAAAUGGUCCAGGAGGGCAUUGACUUGGACUCGAUCGAGUGGAGUGGCCAUUAG